Chinchilla lanigera (long-tailed chinchilla) is the source of this 4767-nucleotide messenger RNA. It is a transcript of the gene Hook3, whose product is annotated as hook microtubule-tethering protein 3. NCBI's taxonomy places the organism in Eukaryota, Metazoa, Chordata, Mammalia, Rodentia, Chinchillidae. Gene Ontology annotation, cellular component: cytoplasm; centrosome. The record is from RefSeq and is a predicted model, not a curated record. Gene Ontology annotation, biological process: cytoskeleton-dependent intracellular transport; cytoplasmic microtubule organization. Gene Ontology annotation, molecular function: dynein light intermediate chain binding; microtubule binding.
GGCCGGGCUCACGGCCCCGAGCCAGGGAGGGAGGGGACGGGGUGAGGGUGCGGGAGUCGUGGCCGGCGCGGGGCGAGGAGGCGGUGGGCUGAGAAGCAGGUGGGCCCCGGGCCAGCCCGGCUCCGGACGCUGCCGACUACCCCAGGCCGAGCGGCCGCGUUUCCGGCUGGCGGGGUGGCGCUCAGGCCCCAGCGCAGGAAGAUGUUCAACGUGGAGUCGGUGGAGCGGGUGGAGCUGUGCGAGAGCCUUCUCACUUGGAUCCAAACAUUUAAUGUGGAUACACCAUGCCAGACUGUGGAAGAUUUAACGAAUGGGGUUGUGAUGGCCCAGGUUCUUCAAAAGAUAGAUCCUGCAUAUUUUGAUGAAAAUUGGCUAAACAGAAUCAAAACCGAAGUGGGAGAUAAUUGGAGGCUAAAGAUUAGCAAUUUAAAGAAAAUUUUAAAAGGUAUCCUGGAUUAUAAUCAUGAGAUUUUGGGACAGCAGAUUAAUGACUUUACCCUUCCCGACGUAAACCUUAUUGGGGAGCAUUCUGAUGCAGCAGAGCUUGGAAGGAUGCUUCAACUCAUUUUAGGCUGUGCUGUGAAUUGUGAACAGAAGCAAGAGUACAUCCAAGCCAUUAUGAUGAUGGAGGAAUCUGUUCAACAUGUUGUCAUGACAGCCAUUCAAGAGCUAAUGAGUAAAGAGUCUCCUGUCUCUUCUGGAAAUGAUGCAUACGUUGAUUUGGAUCACCAGUUGAAGAAAACUACCGAGGAACUAAAUGAAGCUUUAUCAGCAAAGGAAGAAAUUGCUCAAAGAUGCCAUGAGUUGGAUAUGCAGGUUGCAGCAUUGCAAGAGGAGAAGAGUAGCUUAUUGGCAGAAAAUCAAGUAUUAAUGGAAAGGCUCAAUCAGUCUGAUUCUAUAGAAGAUCCCAACAGUCCAGCAGGAAGAAGACAUUUGCAGCUCCAGACUCAGUUAGAACAACUACAAGAAGAAACGUUUAGACUAGAAGCAGCCAAAGAUGAUUAUCGAAUACGCUGUGAAGAGUUAGAAAAGGAGAUCUCUGAACUUCGGCAGCAGAAUGAUGAGCUAACUGCUUUAGCUGAUGAAGCCCAGUCUCUAAAGGAUGAGAUAGACGUUCUUAGACAUUCUUCUGAUAAAGUGUCUAAACUAGAAGGUCAGGUGGAAUCUUAUAAAAAGAAACUGGAAGACCUUGGCGAUUUGAGACGGCAGGUUAAACUCUUAGAGGAGAAAAAUACUAUGUAUAUGCAGAAUACUGUUAGUCUAGAGGAAGAGUUAAGAAAGGCCAAUGCAGCUCGAAGUCAACUUGAGACAUACAAGAGACAGGUAGUAGAACUACAAAAUAGAUUAUCUGAAGAAUCAAAGAAAGCAGAUAAAUUAGAUUUUGAAUAUAAACGUCUAAAGGAAAAAGUUGACAGUCUUCAAAAAGAAAAGGAUAGGUUAAGAACAGAAAGGGACUCGCUGAAAGAAACCAUUGAAGAGCUUCGUUGUGUACAGGCUCAAGAAGGGCAGCUGACAGCUCAAGGGUUCAUGCCCCUGGGCAGUCAGGAAUCUUCAGACAGCCUGGCAGCAGAGAUUGUUACACCUGAAAUCAGGGAGAAACUUAUUCGUCUUCAGCAUGAGAAUAAGAUGUUAAAAAUUAACCAAGAAGGUUCCGACAAUGAAAAAAUUGCCUUAUUGCAGAGCCUCCUAGAUGAUGCAAAUCUACGCAAGAAUGAACUGGAGACAGAGAACAGACUGGUGAAUCAAAGACUUUUGGAAGUACAGUCACAAGUUGAAGAACUACAGAAAUCUUUACAGGAUCAAGGCUCAAAAGCAGAAGAUUCAGUUCUUCUAAAAAAGAAGCUUGAAGAACAUCUAGAGAAGCUACAUGAAGCCAAUAACGAACUGCAAAAGAAAAGAGCCAUUAUUGAAGACCUUGAGCCCAGAUUCAACAACAGCUCCCUAAAAAUUGAAGAAUUACAAGAAGCUUUACGGAAGAAGGAAGAGGAGAUGAAGCAAAUGGAGGAACGAUAUAAAAAAUAUUUAGAGAAAGCCAAAAGUGUUAUCCGUACUUUAGAUCCUAAACAGAAUCAAGGAGCAGCACCAGAAAUACAAGCUCUUAAAAAUCAACUGCAGGAACGGGACCGACUGUUCCACUCAUUAGAGAAAGAAUAUGAGAAAACGAAGAGUCAAAGAGACAUGGAGGAGAAAUAUAUUGUUAGUGCCUGGUACAAUAUGGGAAUGACUCUGCAUAAAAAAGCAGCUGAAGAUAGACUAGCUAGCACUGGUUCAGGGCAGUCAUUUCUAGCUCGGCAAAGACAAGCAACCAGCACAAGAAGAUCUUAUCCGGGGCACGUCCAGCCAGCCACAGCAAGGUAGAGAAGUCUUGCCAUUAGAAAUAAACAACCUGCUUUGAAGCAUACUUCUGUUACAUAGAACAACAUUUCAGGAAACUCAGCCAGCUUAUUUUUUGUUUCUCUUCUAUGUCAAUAUUUAGCGUUUCACAUUUGAGGACUUCUGUCUCUUGUAUCUUUGUUUUAGUUUCUUUGUUCUUUAUUUGUAGACUUUUUAGUUUCUUUUAAUGUGCCAAAAAUUUGUAAGUGUCUGAUUAAAAGUGUUGUAUAAUAGUGUAAUACUUUUCUUUGUAUGGAAAUGUCCUCUUCCCCAAUGGUGUAGGCUUUGUAUUGAAUUAGAUUUUCUGCCAAUAAUUGAUACACGAUUUAUAUUCUUUAUUGUGCUUCUGUGUUACUGUGCUUUAUAAGAAUGUCUUUGUUUAAAGGGAAUUAAUCUUUUUAUGAUGUAUUAAUCUGUUUUCAUUUGUUUUUCAAAUGCACUUCGGAUAACUUACAUAUUUACUACACAGAAUGGUGGACAAGUGCACUUUUUGCGAAGACUUAAAUACAUUGGCAGAGGUGCUGAUUAAAUCUUAGCUUAAGCACCUGGCAGAAUUACUUAGCUGGAAAAAAAUGAGUUUAUAGGAAACUAAAUUGUCCUAAGAUUUGGAGAACAUUUUUAAAACAUAAAUAUGUGAAAUUUUAUUAUUUUGUGCUAUUCUGUUUGCUAGCAAAAGUGAAUACAUUGGUGAUGUUAUAUGGGGAGAAAUUAUAGAAGAAAGAAAUCAGGUAGUACAUUAAUUUUUUCUUGCUUUGGAGUAGCUUACUAACAGAAUCAGAUUCUAGCCAUGUGCUUACAUUUAUACUUACAACUUUUCUCCACAGCUAAAAGAUUUAUUUUUCAUAUACUUACGGUUAUAGGAAACCGUUGUUCACUUGUGCCUCAUUUGUUUUACUUUUAUUCCUUCAUUUAAACCUUUCCAUUUCUCAGUAGUUCCUACUAAACAUUUUCCUAUCAGCCAUUAAGAUCAUAAAUGAAUUCUAUAUGUGAUAUUAUGACAGGUCUCUUAAUACUUUUUCUUGGUUAUAUCUACUAGUCCAAGUAUUUGUUACUGAAUAGAUUUUUUUGGGUAUUUGCUUGCCUCGAAGUGCUUAGAGACCACUUAUUUACAUUGACGAAUGACUGUCAAGAAAUCAUUGUAAAGCACUUUCUCUGUAUAAGGUGCUAUGUAAAUGUGAGAUCUCACUCGCUUUAAGAUGAAAUGCCUUUGGUCUAACUUUUUCCAUAUUGACUUGUAUAAGUAUUUGGUCCCAAAUUAUAUUUAAGUGCCCGUCUGGCCUUUUCCUUAUACCAUACCACAUUUCUUAAAAGCAAAACAAUCCUGAAGUUAGGUCAGUUUUUUGUUUUUACAUAGGUCACCUAAUACGAUAUUUCAUGCACUGGCUGUUUGGAAAUUCAGGUUUCAUUUAGUUCUGUGUAUUAAAUUACAAAUAAGUAAUUUAAACCAAGCUCAGUGUAACUAAGAAUUUUCAGAAACUGUAUGUGUUUGAAUUUUAAAUCCUAUUUCCUCUUUUAUAACAAAGUUGACUUAAAAGUAUAGUGUUUUUAUUUAUUCUCAGAAAUCAUUCUUGAAGAAAGGUAUUAGAACAUACACAGAAAUGAUGCCAUGUACUGUGCAGUUUUUUACAUUAAGUGUGAGAAUCUGAAGACAGUAUGAGUAUUUUUGCCCACCAAGACCAUUAAAGCAGCAAGAAUUAGUAACAAUGGAGAGACCCAAGUGAGUAGAAUGAUUGUGGGGUUUUAGGCUAAGCAGAUGCAGUCAGCAUUGUCUGUCCGUCUGUCUGUCUGACAGUCUCCCUAUGUUUCUCAGGCCAGCCUCAAACUAUCCUCCUGCCUCAGUUUCCAGAGUGUCUGGAAUUACAGGCAUGUAUCACCUUGCCUGGCUAAUGCAGCAGGUUUUCACAAUAAAAGAUUUUUUUUUAAUGUAAUAGGGUUCUGAGCCCACCUUUAUUUCACAGAUAACAUAAAGAUUCAAUUAUUUUUAAAGCAGAUUGAGAUGUGAACACUAAUCUUGAUAAAACUUAUAUUAUUGGGAAAUUAUACCUACAGAAUAAGGUAGAUGAAAACAAGAGACUCCAAACUACUCAUUAAAUGAAUUGUCUAUAAAGUGAGAGGCUUUAAUUUUCAUUCUGCACUACUGCCCAUUCCUGAACUCCUGCCAUACACCUACCCAGAUAUUUUCUAAGAGGUUGGAAAGGUGUCAAGCUUUUUAGAAGGAAGUUUUGCUUUGGAUUUUCUUCAUCUUCUGUGGUCUUCUGUAAUUAUAGUGUUUACAUUUAUAACUUUUACUGUCUUUACUGUGCCCUUAAAGUUUGGUUUAUUAUUUUCCUUACAUUGAAUAAAUUAUAUUUGUAAACAUUUUAUGAUAUCUGAAGACAGGCUGGGCAUGGUGGC